UCCUCUCUCUCUCUCUCUAACCCGCCAAGUUUAGAGAAAAUUCUCUUAGUAUAGCGUAAAUCAAGGUUCCAAGACUUUGAACGAAGACCAGAUCUUCUUCUAAACUUCCCUCCUUUGGUCGUUUUUUAGGAAAAUGUCGGCGGUUAUGGAAACUUUGUCUGGCUUCAAGGCCAUUCCCUUCAAUACUGCUGGAAUGGAGAAGAAAGAAGAGAAAAGCAACAACGACAACAGUGGCCCCAAACAGAGGGAGGUCCCUGAAAGUGAAGAAAAUGCAGAGAAACUUAGAAGAGAAAACAGCAGUGCUUCUAAUUGUUCUACAGAGAAUGGAGAUGAUGAUGACCCAGAAGAUGAUGAUGAAGAUGAUGCUGAUGAUGAUGAUGAUGAUGAUGCCAAGUCUAAAGUAGAGAAAGAAGAAUUAGAUCUUGGUCCCCAAUGCUCCCUCAAAGAACAGCUCGAGAAAGAUAAGGAUGAUGAGAGCCUGAGGAGAUGGAAAGAACAACUUCUUGGAAGUGUAGAUAUCGAUGCUGUUGGAGAGAAUGCAGAACCAGAAGUACAGGUACUGAGCCUCACCAUCCUGUCUCCAGACCGGCCGAAUCUAGUGUUGCCAAUUCCAUUUGUUCCCAAUUCAAAGGGCCAUGCUUUUGCUCUCAAGGAGGAAUCCCGCUAUCGUCUUAAAUUCUCCUUUGUCGUCUCCAACAACAUUGUUUCUGGUCUUAAAUAUACUAAUACUGUGUGGAAGACUGGGAUGAGAGUUGAUAAUAGAAAGGUAAUGCUGGGAACAUUUAGUCCUCAGCAGGAGCCUUACACUUAUGAAUUGGAAGAAGAUACAACCCCUUCUGGUAUUUUUGCAAGGGGUUCCUACUCUGCAAGAACCAAGCUUGUAGAUGAUGAUGGCAAGUGCUAUUUGAACAUCAAUUACAGUUUCGAAAUCCGAAAGGACUGGCCAUCACCUUCUUGAGAUUUUUCUCUUCCCCUUCCAUUCCAAUCUAGCUUGGGGACUUCAAACAAUGACCAAUGUAGAGAUGAUAUUCCAAUAGGGAGAAAUUAAAACCCCAGUUAUGAAGUUCUUUUUUUUUUUUUUUUUUUUUUUUUCUUUCAUUAGUAAGAGGAUUAGACCAAUGGUGUUGGUGGUUGACACAAUGGAUAAUUCAUGUAACAUUCUCAUUGUAUGUGGCAAGUUUUAUUGUACUAAAAAUGUUAUAGUGCCUUGCCUUGAA
Messenger RNA from Telopea speciosissima, 1217 nucleotides. RefSeq names its product rho GDP-dissociation inhibitor 1-like. Gene Ontology annotation, biological process: Rho protein signal transduction. NCBI's taxonomy places the organism in Eukaryota, Viridiplantae, Streptophyta, Magnoliopsida, Proteales, Proteaceae. Bases 134 to 958 code for a protein of 274 amino acids. Gene Ontology annotation, cellular component: cytosol; membrane; cytoplasm. Gene Ontology annotation, molecular function: protein binding; Rho GDP-dissociation inhibitor activity. The transcript has 6 exons. The record is from RefSeq and is a predicted model, not a curated record.